Messenger RNA from Lymnaea stagnalis (great pond snail), 2920 nucleotides. NCBI's taxonomy places the organism in Eukaryota, Metazoa, Mollusca, Gastropoda, Lymnaeidae. The record is from the annotation of a GenBank genome assembly.
CAGGGAUGUUUUGCUUAUAAAGGCAAGUUAAAGACAGCUAAAGAUGAAGAUUACAUUACCUCUAAGAAUGAGAAACUAAUGAAAAAUCGUCUAAGAAUAUAUAAGCAGCUAUGGGAAGAUGUUCACACACGCAUAGACAUUUUCCGAUCUGAUCUGAAUGCCCAUAUUUUUGAAGACUUGUUACUGUUUGCAAAGUCUUGUCACAGAGAUAGAGAUCUCCUGGACAAAGUGACUAUUAGUGAAAUACCAACUGCUGUUCUGAUUACUGGGGUGAAUACCCCUGACCAUGAAGUCAUGUUUUCAAACUUAGGCAAUAUGUUAAAGUUAAAUGUGACACCACUUGUGGCUCGAAUAUUCACUAGAGACAGUUCUCGUAUCACUACUCUUAUCCGUAGUAUAGUUCUUCAGUUGACAAAUGUUUCUGGUUUUGGGGAUGAUGACACAGAUAGGGAAGACAGUAUUUGCAUUGGAGAUGACAACUUUGAAAAAAUGACCACCUUAAAAAAGAAUAAAGCAGUAACAAUGACAACUCUUGUAAAAUGGUAUGAGAGAAAGUAUUUGUGCAAGAGUACAGAGGGGAUGUCACCUAAAAAGAAAUCAAGACUUACAGGCACUGCAGGGAAAAAGUCAUCAAAGUUAACUAAUGCUGGAGGAAUGGAAAAGGAUGAAACGAUAAAAAAGCCUUUGAUUGUGAUAAUGCUUGAAGAGGCAGAAUGUAUGAAUCCAAAUGUGUUGCAAGAUUUUAUUACGUUGUGCAGCAGCUACCUUUUUGCUUUGCCUAUUGUCUUAGUUUUAGGCAUUGCAACUGCUAUAACAACAGUUCAUCAGUUGCUUCCAAUGUCAGUGUCAUCACUACUCUGCAUGGAGAAAUUCCACGCCCCUCCUGCUUCUCAAUAUCUUUCCCAACUAUUAGACAAAAUUACAAUGAAUACAAACAUACCCUUCAGAUUGGGACCUAAAGUUUUCAAUUUUCUCCUGGAUAUGUUUCUUUAUCAUGAUUUUUCUAUCAUGAAUUUUAUCAUGGGAUAUCAGUACAGUAUGAUGGAGCAUUUUCUUUCAAACCCUUUAAGCAUACUAUGCAGUCCUUCAGAAGACAUUGACAGCACAUUGUCUCAGUUAACUCAUGCUCAGCUUGAAGACCUGCGCAGACAUUCUAAUUUUAUGAGGUAAGUUAAUUGUUAGGUGUCAAUACUGUUUUAACACUUACUACACUGGUGACUUUAUGCAACAUUAUCAAAUUAAGUGCAUGUGGUAUGAGCCCCAUUGUUUUCUUAAUGCUUGAUUUGCUGCUUUUAAUAUAGCUCUGUGUGUGUGACAGAAUUAGCUUGGCAGUUUACAAUACUGCAUUCUUAUCAAUUUUUAAAAGGAUAUGAUUUUAACUAAAUAACAGUAAGGAGUCUAUAAAUAAGCAAAAGCAAUGUAUUUUUUAAACAUUUUUAUUUUAUUUGUAAUAUAAAAAUUUUAUUGCCGAAAAAAAUGUGUAUAAUAAUCAAUCUUGUGGUGCUGUCUAGGGAUAAACAUUUGUUGCCAUUGGCCAAGAAUUGCUUCUUUAUGUAAACAAUAGGUAUCACAGUUGAAUGUUUUGGAAUGCUACGAUUGUAUUAUAUCUAGUCACCUGUGUAGUCAAAAAAUAAUUGCAUUUCUUUUAAUUCAGGUAUGUUGAAGGGAUCUCUGUCCCAGAUCAAGUCAAACUUUUGACUGAUGAUCAAGGUACUAAAAUGAAACUAGCUGAGGAGCUGAAAAUGAUGCAUACUUUUCACAUCACAAUGUUUCCAUCAAUGCGUUUUCUACACUGCCUUGGUCAGAACUUGCCAAAACAUCCUCUUGGCAAACAAAUCAGAGAACUCUACUCUGUAAUCCUCGCUGGUGAUGUUUUGGAGUCAGAAGGAUAUAAACAGACCUUCAGCUUGCUAAGAAUUAUGUGCAGUGAUGACCUACAUGAGCUUCUGGGGUUGUGCUUAUCGACUAUUGCAGAUAAUAAAGAUGUAGAAAUUUUGAGAAGACUGUUUGAAGAUGUAGAGAGGUAUAGAUACAGACUUACACAUUUAGAAGAGGAAAUUGAAAAUGAAGAACCCUCAGGUAAGUCUUGUCGAUGCUGUUAAACCUCUCAAAACUACUUAAAUAUGUUAAUGAUUUAGCUUAUCAAUAAUAAGCCUUUAUUUUGUUGAAUUAUGAUUUGAUCCUAAUUUGUAUUUCAUUUUUUAAAGUUAUUUAUUGGAUGAAUGAUCAUCAGUGGGAUGUUUAAAUACAGUUAUUAGUGUUUUACAUGGUAAUAUAAAAUAAAUUUUAAGAAACAAAUACUAUAAUUUUUUAUUUUUAUUUUUCAGGACAAAAAGAAAACACAGUGAAGAUUCUACCACUAAGAGCUAAAUUACACGAACUGAAGGAGAAAUUGCAAUCAAUGUCUUCAAGCCGUAAAAAGUCCCCAUAUGAGAAGCUGCGAGAAGAGAUUCUCAACUGCCUUGACAACUACUUCAGACAGCUACUUAUUUGUCCAAUGUCAUUUCCAUUUAGUGAUGUCCUUUACUUCAAUGAUUUGAGUGCAAUACGGGAUCAAAUUAAGGCAGUUCCUAGAUGUUCUAUUCAAUGUGCGCUGACACAACCAGGAAAGUACAUGAUGUGUCCCUGUUGUCAGUGCGAUAAAGAAUCCAUUCUACAAACAAUGCCAGACAUUUGUAUUGUUUACAAGCUUCACCUGGAAUGUGGGACACUUGUUAAUCUCUAUGAUUGGCUGCAAGCUUUUAUUGUUAUUGUGACAUCAAACAUGGAAGGUAAAAAAACAAAAAUGCCACUGAAAAUACGAAGUCCUAGUACUGAGCUCAAAGCAAGGUUCAUACGGGCAGUUUCCGAGUUGCAGUUCUUAGGAUUUAUUAAGGCAACUCAACGAAAAACUGAUCAUGUCACCCGCUUGACGUGGUAA